GGGGAAAAAACGAAGAGGAAAAACAAAAGAGGGAAAAAGAAUAACCCCUCCUGCCGUGGAUCGCUCUCUGCCUUGGUGUCAGCUCCCGGCGUGGCGGGGGGAGCGCGGCGGGGCCCGGACACGUCUACAGAAAUUCCAGGAGGGCCGGGCUGGGCGGGCGGAGGGGAAGGCACGGGAAAGCGAAGGCAAGGGGCGUCCCGGGCAGGAAAGGGGCGUCCUGAACCCCCCGCCCUCCUCCUUCUCCCAGCCGGGCCCUUCCGCCGCCUCAGCCCCAGCGCCAUGGCCAUGGCCCCGGGCAGCCGCUGCUGCCUCCUCCUCCUCCUCCUCCUCCUCCUGGGCGUCUUGGGGGCCCCGGCGCUGGGCGACCCCGGCCCCUUGGAAGACGUGGUGAUAGACAGAUACUAUAUUCCCAAAAUCUGCCUGCGGGAGGCGCAGAUGGGGGAUUUCAUUCGCUACCACUACAAUGGGACCUUUAAAGAUGGCAAAAAGUUUGACUCCAGCUAUGACAGAGGGGCCACGGUGGCCGGUGUGGUGGGCGUUGGGCGGCUGAUCACGGGCAUGGACCGGGGGCUGCAGGGCAUGUGCGUCAACGAGCGGCGUCACCUCAUCGUGCCACCCCACCUGGGCUACGGCAGCAUCGGCGUGGCGGGGCUGAUCCCCCCAGAUGCCACCCUGUACUUCGAUGUGGUCAUGCUGGACAUCUGGAACAAGAAUGACAAGCUGCAGAUCACCACCCUGUCCAAACCCGAGCGCUGCAACCGCACGGUGGAGAACUCGGACUUUGUGCGGUACCACUACAACGGCACUCUGCUGGAUGGGACCCCCUUCGACUCCAGCUACAGCAAGGGCAGCACCUAUGACACCUACGUGGGCACGGGGUGGCUGAUCAAGGGCAUGGACCAGGGGCUGCUGGGGAUGUGCGCUGGGGAGAAGAGGAGCAUCAUCAUCCCCCCGUUCCUGGCCUAUGGGGAGAAGGGCUACGGGACGGUGAUCCCACCACAGGCGUCGCUGGUGUUCAGCGUGCUGCUGGUGGAUUUCCACAAUCCCAAGGAUGGUGUCUUCCUGGAGCACCUGGAGGUGCCAGAAACCUGCAAGCGCCGGGCUGUGACCGGGGACUUUGUCCGCUACCACUACAACGGGACACUCAUGGAUGGGACCCUCUUUGACUCCAGUUACUCCCGCAAUGAGACCUACAACACCUACAUUGGGAAGGGCUACAUCAUCCCUGGCAUGGAUCAGGGGCUGCAGGGGGUCUGCGUGGGAGAGCACCGGCGAGUGGUCAUCCCCCCACACCUGGCUUACGGGGAGAACGGGGCAGGAGAUAAAAUUCCCGGCUCAGCCGUGCUCAUCUUCGAUGUUCACGUCAUCGAUUUCCACAACCCCGCGGACCCGGUGGAGAUCGAGACCGUGUUCCGGCCCGAGGGCUGCAAUGUCACCACCCGCCACCGCGAUUUCGUGCGCUACCACUACAACUGCUCCCUGCUGGAUGGCACCCGGCUCUUCUCCUCCCAUGACUAUGAGAAGCCCCAGGAGGUGACUCUGGGGGCCAACAAGGUGAUUGAGGGGCUCAACAGUGGCCUGCUGGACAUGUGUGCAGGGGAGAGGCGAGUGCUCAUCGUGCCCCCACACCUGGGCCACGGGGAGAGCGGAGCCCGGGGGGUGCCUGGCAGCGCCGUGCUGCGCUUCGAGGUGGAGCUGAUCUCCAUGGAGGAGGGGGUUCCUGAGGGCUACCUCUUCAUCUGGCAUGGAGAGCCACCAGCUAACCUGUACGAGCAGAUGGACCUCAACAAGGAUGGGGGGAUCCCUGCUGAAGAGUUCUCCAACUUCAUCAAGACCCAGGUGGCAGAGGGGAAAGGCCGCCUCAUGCCCAGCUCUGACCCGGAGAAAGUCAUUGCUGACAUGUUCCAGAACCAGGACCGCAACCAGGACGGGAAGAUCACACCCGAGGAGCUGAAGCUCAAGUCGGAUGAGGACCAGGAGAAGAUUCAUGAGGAGCUCUGAGGGGCAGUCCCUGCUGUUCUGGAGACAGGACUCAUCCUUGCCAUGGCAUGGCCACUCUCCCACCCCGGGAUCUGCCCCUGCCCCUCCCCAGACCUGCAGGGGGUUGGGUUUUGAUUUUCACCUCUUAUUAACUGAGGGUAUUUUGAUGUGUUCUCCUGUGCAGGAAAACUCAGCCCCCAGCUAAAAAAUCCAGACAAGAAGAUGUCCCCUCCCUAAGCCCCUUCCUCCUCCACCAGUGACUGCAGGUCCAGCUCCAGCCCCCUCACCUGUCUGAGCUGCAGGCAGGAUGUAGGGGAGGAUCCCCCUCACCUCCACCAGUUUUUUGUAGUUUAGGGUUGGGGAUUGGGUUUUUUAUGUAUACACUUAAAAUUCUUUAGAGAGAAGAAAGAGAAGGCUUUUGUCCCAGUCCCUGCUCUGCCCCUGCUGCCAUCCUCCCUGGGACAGGAGGCUGAAGAAGGCUCAGGUUCCCAGGGUGAACUCUGCAGGCAUCUGCCAUUCCAAAAACCUGGGCCCCUGGAACUGUGGGACCUGGCAAACCCCUCAUCAGCUGGGAGAAGGGAAACAGACCCUCAUUCCCCAGCCCUCAGGGAGCAGCACUGUCCCCCUUCACACCCUCCCCACCACCCAGCCCCAGUGACUGAGACAAUUCAGACCUGUUUAAUUUCAAUGCCUAAAUGCAGGUCACAGCCUUGGAGUGCUCAGGUCCUCCUGCUGGGACCAGCACAGCUCCCAAAACCUCUGCAGUCUGUCCUGGACAGGGACAGAAGGAAUGCAGGAGCACAGCAGUGCAGAGUGAACCCCUCAAACAGAGACUCUGCCUUUGCACCAAAUAAAUCAUUCUCCAGGUUUCCAAGGA
This is a messenger RNA of Serinus canaria (Common canary), 2857 nucleotides long. It is a transcript of the gene FKBP10, whose product is annotated as FKBP prolyl isomerase 10. Gene Ontology annotation, molecular function: calcium ion binding; peptidyl-prolyl cis-trans isomerase activity. The record is from RefSeq and is a predicted model, not a curated record. The coding region runs from base 280 to 2001 and encodes 573 amino acids. The transcript is spliced from 10 exons. Lineage: Eukaryota; Metazoa; Chordata; Aves; Passeriformes; Fringillidae.